CGCAACCUUGUGUCAUACAUGAGUUGACUGAGAAGGUGGCGAGAAGGUGACCUACGAUGAUAUGUAAAGGCGCUGGCUAUAGUAAACGAAAGGUUGGCUGUGUGAAAAUCGAUGGCUGUUACCGGCAAGCACUCCGAGAUGGACUCGAGUACGUGUGGAUUGACACAUGUUGCAUGGAUAAAUCAAGCACCGCUGAGCUCUCUGAGGCCAUCAACUCCAUGUUCAACAGAUAUUGCCGAGUGUUUAUCGUGGUCAGCCGAACGGAAGACGUUGAGAGAAGAGAAUGUGGCUUACUGCAUCCUUGGGCAUACAAUGUGAAUACACUGCUAGUGUAUGGAGGAGGGGACGAGGUUUUUAUUAGGUCAUGGGAAGAGAUCAUGAAGACCUCCGGCGAUCAGUCUCUGUUCCCCUGAGGCUUGAGAAUGCCGCAUGACGUAGGCAGCUUAAGAGAGAUUUCGCAC
This is a messenger RNA of Truncatella angustata, 461 nucleotides long. RefSeq lists its product as uncharacterized. The record is from RefSeq and is a predicted model, not a curated record. Lineage: Eukaryota; Fungi; Ascomycota; Sordariomycetes; Amphisphaeriales; Sporocadaceae. Bases 57 to 413 code for a protein of 118 amino acids. The transcript has 2 exons.